Rhinolophus ferrumequinum (greater horseshoe bat) is the source of this 4778-nucleotide messenger RNA. RefSeq names its product pregnancy zone protein-like. Gene Ontology annotation, molecular function: endopeptidase inhibitor activity. Lineage: Eukaryota; Metazoa; Chordata; Mammalia; Chiroptera; Rhinolophidae. Gene Ontology annotation, cellular component: extracellular region. Bases 67 to 4569 code for a protein of 1500 amino acids. The record is from RefSeq and is a predicted model, not a curated record. The transcript is spliced from 36 exons.
GAACAAGUGCAGAGUUCAAGGAAUCAAGGGCUCAGACUCUUAUUAUUUCCUUUUCUUCUCCACAUCAUGAGGGGAAAUCAACUGCCCAAUCCAGUCUUGAUUCUACUUUUCUUGCUCUUUCCCAGAGAUGCUUCAGCUACUUCAAAACCGCAGUACCUGGUGCUGGUCCCAUCACAGCUGUACACUGAGUUACCUGAGAAGGCGUGCGUCAUGCUUAAUCACCUGAAUGAGACAGUGACACUUAACGUAAUUCUGGAGUAUGGAAUGCACAGCAAGGCUCUCCUCACAGACCUGGUGGCAGAGAAGGACUCCUUCUACUGCAGUCCCUUCACUAUUCCGGAGUUGCCAUCUUCUUCAGCGUUCAUUACUGUUCAGGUGAAAGGGCCAACCCAGGAGUUCAUAAAGAGGAAGCCAAUGAAAGUAACAAAAGCAAAGAGCCUCGUCUUUGUCCAAACAGACAAACCCAUCUACAAACCAGGACAAACAGUGAGAUUCCGCAUUGUCUCUGUGGAUGUCAAUUUUCAUCCUUUGAAUGAAACGUUCCCAGUGGUUUAUAUUGAGAACCCCAAGAGGAACCGAAUUUUCCAAUGGCAAACGCUAAAAUUACAAGGGGGACUCAGCCAGCUCUCUUUCCCACUCUCAGAGGAGCCCAGUCUGGGUCCCUACAAGGUCAUGCUGGAGAAGGAGUCAGGGGAAAAGAUAGAGCACUCCUUUGAGGUGAAUGAAUAUGUUUUGCCCAAAUUUGAGGUCCAAUUGAAAAUGCCCAAGACUAUUGGUUUUCUAGAUGAAACAUUUGUGGUAUCCGUGUGUGGCAGAUACACAUAUGGAAAACCUGUCCCUGGUCUGGUGACAAUUAAUGUAUGCAGAAAAUAUGUACAAUACUAUUCCACCUGUCAUGGAAAACAUUCACAAAGUAUCUGUGAAGAAUCUAGUCAACAGGCAGACGAUAAAGGCUGUUUCACACAACUCGUAAAGACUAAAUUAUUUCAGCUGAAACACCAAGGGUAUGACAUGACAAUAAAAGUGGAAGCCAAGGUCAGAGAGGAGGGAACAGGGUUGGAAUUAACUGGGCAUGGAUCCUGUGAAAUUACAAAUACCUUAAGCAAACUUAAAUUUACAAAAGUGGAUUCACAUUAUAGACGUGGGCUCCCUUUCUUUGGGCAGGUUCUUCUAGUUGAUGAGAAGGAUCAGCCAAUGCCCAAUAAAACUCUGCUUGUCAAUGUGGGUUCAGAGGCAUACCAUUCCAGCUUUACUACUAAUGAACGUGGUUUGGCAAACAUUUCUAUCGAUACAACCAACCUCACAUCUUCUUUGAUUACAAUUUUGGUCACUUACAAAGAGAAUGCCCUGUGUUUUGAUAACUGGUGGCUUCAAGAACAUCAUAAUACAGAAGCACUGCACACUGCAAAGCAUGUUUUCUCUCUCAGCAAGAGUUAUGUUCACCUUGAACUUGUUGCCGGUACCAUAGCCUGUGGGAAAACCCAAGAAGUCCGGGCACACUACAUCCUGAAUGGAGAGAUACUGAAGGAUGAAAAAGAGUUAACCUUCUAUUAUGUGAUCAAAGCAAGAGGAAGCAUCUCCCAAUCAGGAAUCCAUGUGUUGUCCAUUGAACAAGGAGACAUGAAAGGGAUAUUUUCCUUCUCCUUUCGAGUGGAAUCAGACAUUGCUCCAACUGCCCAGUUGAUUAUUUAUACUAUUUUACCUAAUGGAGAAAUUGUUGCAGAUACUCAGAAACUAGAGAUUGAAAACUGUUUUGCAAAUAAGGUAAAUUUGAGCUUCUCCUCAGCCCAGAGCCUACCAGCUUCAGACACCAGCCUGAAGGUCACAGGCACUCCUCACUCCCUCUGUGCUCUGCGUGCAGUAGACCAAAGUGUACUGCUGAUGAAGCCCGAAGCUGAGCUCUCAUCUCAAUCAAUCUAUAAUUUGUUACCAAUAAAGGAUGUCCCUAGUGUUAGAAAUAGAGAUUUCAUGAAUGAAGAUGGUGAAAAAUGCAUAAAUGCAGAAGACAUAACUCACAAUGGAAUCCUUUACAAAGCAAUGCAGAUCCUGGAUGAUGAUGAUGUUUACAGUAUCUUUGAGUCUGCAGGAUUAAAUAUUUUUACCAACUCAAAAAUCCGCAAACCAUAUUUUUGUCAGCUGCCUCUGCCAUAUUCACAACCGCCGGUGGCCUAUGCAGAUAGUAUCGGCAACUAUAAGAAAUUAAUGGUAAAAGUGACGUUUACAUUGGGCCCUGCAUGUUGUCUUUCCAUAGGAGGUCAACAAAUGUUUGGAGGAGUUGCUUCUGCUCCAGGUUAUCCAAUGAACUUUAGAGAUGACUUUGCAGCCGAAGAAGUAAAAGAGACAGUCCGGACGUAUUUCCCUGAGACCUGGAUCUGGGACUUGGUGCCACUUGAUUUAUCAGGAAGUAGUGAGUUGGCAAUGAAGAUCCCUGACACCAUUACAGAGUGGAAGGCCAGCGCAUUCUGCUUGUCUGGAACAAUGGGGCUUGGCCUCUCUCCCAUCAUCUCUCUUCAAGUCUUCCAGCCCUUCUUCCUAGAACUCACUCUCCCCUACUCUGUGGUGCGAGGAGAAGCCUUUACACUCAAAGCCACUGUAUUCAACUAUUUGUCCCACUGCAUUCGGAUCAGCAUGCAGCUGGAGGACUCUCCUGCCUUCUUAGCUGUCCCACUAGAGAAGAAUGAAGAAUCUCACUGUGUCAGUGGAAAUGGGCGGAUAACUUUGUCCUGGGCUGUGACCCUAAAGUCACUCGGAAUGGUGAAUUUCACAGCUACUGCAGAAGCCCUGCAGUCUCAGGAAUUGUGCGGCAAUGAGGUGCCUAACGUUCCAGCACUUGGACGGAAGGAUACUGUAGUCAAGCCCUUAUUAGUCGAGCCUGAAGGAAUAGAAAAGGAGGAAACGUUCAACACACUCCUCUGUGCAUCAGAAACAGGAGUACCUGAAAAGUUGUCACUAAAAGUUCCAUCAAAUGUGGUUGAAGGAUCUUCCAGGGCGACAUACUCAGUUUUGGGUGAUAUAUUAGGCUCUGCAAUGCAAAAUCUUCAGAAUCUUCUUCAGAUGCCCUAUGGUUGUGGAGAGCAGAAUAUGGUUCUUUUUGUUCCUAACAUCUAUGUUCUGAAUUAUUUGAAUGAGACACGACAGCUGACAGAGAAGAUCAAGUCCAAAGCCAUCAGCUACCUCGUCGGUGGGUACCAAAGACAGUUGAAUUAUAAACACAACGAUGGUUCAUACAGCACCUUUGGGGAUCAUGAUGGUAGAAGUCAGGGAAACACUUGGCUCACUGCGUUUGUGCUCAAGUCCUUUUCUCAAGCCCGGUCAUACAUCUUUGUGGAGGACUCACACAUCACGAGUUCUCUCACCUGGCUCUCACAAAAGCAAAGGGAAAAUGGUUGUUUCCAGCGCUCUGGAUCACUGCUAAACAAUGCUAUGAAGGGUGGAGUGGAUGACGAGCUAACACUGUCUGCCUACAUCACCAUUGCUCUGCUGGAGAUGCCACUGCCCGUUACUCACCCAGUUGUUCGCAAUGCUCUGUUCUGCCUGGAAAGUGCCUGGAGGUCCACCUUUGAGGCCCAAGGAAGUUUCGUCUAUACCAAGGCACUAUUGGCCUAUGCCUUCGCCCUAGCAGGAAACCAGGCCAAGCGAAGUGAGCUGCUUGAGUCACUGGACAAAGAGGCUGUGAAAGAACAGGACUCAAUCCACUGGGAACGUCCAGGGAAACUUCAAGAAGCUAAGGCAUUCUAUUAUCAGCCUCGGGCUCCUUCUGCUGAAGUGGAGAUGACAUCUUACUUGCUCCUUGCCUAUCUUACUGCCCAGCCUGGCCCAUCUUCAGAAGACCUGUCUGUAGCCUCACGUAUUGUGAAAUGGAUCACCAAGCAACAAAACCCCAAUGGGGGCUUCUCCUCCACUCAGGAUACGGUGGUAGCUCUUCAAGCACUUUCCAAAUAUGGAGCAGCAACUUUCUCUAAAAGGGAGAAAGCAGUUACAGUUACCAUCAAGUCUUCAAAGACCUUCUCAGAAUCAUUUCAAGUAGAUGAUGCCAAUCGCCUAUUGCUGCAGGAGGUUGCCUUGCCAGAGGUUCCAGGGGAGUACAGCACAAUGGUGUCAGGGUCAGGAUGUGUGUACCUGCAGACAUCCCUAAGAUAUAACAUCCUGCCCAAGAAAGAGGGGAAAGUUCCCUUCACUCUGAAAGUUGAUACUCUCUCCAAGAAUUGUGAAGUAAAUGUUGACAGGAAAUUCCAGAUUCACAUCAACAUUAGUUAUACUGGGGAACGACCCAGCUCCAACAUGGUCAUUGUUGACGUGAAGAUGUUAUCAGGCUUCAUACCCGUGAAAGCAUCAGUGAAAAAGCUCCAAGAAAGACCUCAGAUUCAAAGGACUGAAGUGAGCACCAACCAUGUCCUGAUUUACUUUGAAAAGCUAACCAAAGAAACCCUGAGUUUUUCCUUCUCAGUGGAACAAAAUAUCCAAGUGGAGAAUUUAAAACCAGCUACAGUAAAAGCCUAUGAUUAUUAUGAGACAGAGGAAUUCACCAUUGAAGAGUACAGUGAUCCCUGCAGUGCUGGCGAAGUGUAAACAGUCAAAUCCAAUUCCAACAUAAAGAAAAUAAAAACUGAACAUGGAAAUGUUUAAAAAUGGAAACUUAUGGACCUCAUCAUAUGAACUUCUCCAGAAAUGAAGAACAAAGAUUUGUCAAGAGAGAAGUUAGUGGGAGAAAGAAGGGACAGCAAUUGGAAAUAGAUGAAAUUUGUAUCUUAAAUAAAUUUAUGACAUUUACAACUCUA